UUUGAAGUGACACUGAGGUGGACUUCACCUCUUUCAGCUAAACCAAACAUAAAAAACAUAGUAAAUUUAUACCAUUAGCCCACAAUCAAGAACAGCAUUUGCCCAUGUAGGAAAUAUAUGAAUUCUGACAAUCAAACUUAGAAUUUCAUCAACCAUAAUUCCUGUUAAAAACAGAAACCUUAAAUCACCAGAAUACAAAGCACAAUCAAGAAAUCAGCAGUGUGUGUUAGUUCAAGGUUUCAGAUCAUCAUGUUCAAGUCUGCAAAAUGGAGAAAGGAGAAGAUCAAAGCAGUGUUUGGGAUGCAGUUUCAGGCAACCCAGGUGCCUCAACUGAAAGCCAAAAGCCUGAUGAUUUCGCUCAUCUCUGCGGAUACCAGAAGGACAAGUGUGAAAAUGGGAAGAGCUAAGAUUGUUGAAGGAGCCUGUUCGUGGGAGAGCCCUGUGUGUGAAACAAUCAAACUGGAGAGAGAUCCGAAAACCGGGAGGAUUCAAGAAAAGAUAUACUAUUUUGUUGUGGCAACUAAAUCCUCAAAAUCUGGUUUUCUGGGAGAAGUUGGUGUGGAUUUUGCAAAGCUGGCAGAGAUAACAGAACCAUUAGUACUGUCUCUCCCCCUUAUGCCAUCAGACUCAGGUGUAAUUCUGCAUGUGACAGUGCAGAAGAUGCAAGGAACUCUUGAUCAAAGAAGCAAGGAAGACAAUGAAGUUAUGAUGACAUAUGAUCAGUGCUCACACUGCUCAGAAACAGAAGUAGAUGGCUAUGGAGACACAACCACUACAUCCACUGAAGCUUUAGAAUGCAACAAAACAUCACAGGAUUUCGAGCAAAACUGCAUCCUCACGGGUCAUCCACUCGAUGAUACCAGUGUUCAACACGACCUUAACGGUCAUGAACACAAUCCCAAACUUCAGAAGUCCCUCGAAAGGCAUCAUCGUUGGCUAUCCUCCACCGAUAUCUCACUGGGAUAUACCUCAGAUGGAAGUAUAAUCGAUGCAUCAAGCGUGGCUAAGGAGGACCUUUCGGGUGAUAUUGUUCAAGAACCUGAAAGCCACAAUCUUGAGAGGAUUCAAAAUCAAAUUGGAAUGGUGGGGAGCCAAGCAGAAGUUUCAGAGACAGAGUUAGAAUCCCUGGGGAAACAAAUUAUAAAGGAAAUCAGAAGGGGAAAGGAGCUAUCAGAACAGAUAGUUGACCUGCAAGAGAGAGAUGCAGAUAUGAGAGAAUGUGAGAACAUCAAGUUACAAACCAAAGAUCAAAGAUUCUCGAAUGCAUCAGAAACAGAAAUGGAAAUUUCGCGGGCUAAGUUUGAAGAACUUAGGCACGAGCGCCAGCAAGAGAAACACUUAAGAGACAGAUUGAAGUCGAGGCUGCAAGAGACAGAAGACUCAAAUUCCGAACUGAUCAUUACUAUAAAACACCUUAAUCAAAAGCUGGAACAGAAAAACAAGGAAUCAGAGGAGAUGAAGCAAAAGAUAGAAAAACUGUUACAGGAAAGAGAGGUUCUUUGCAAAGAAAACGAAGAUCUAAAGAUGCAGAAGGAUCAACUCUUAAGUGAUUAUGCAAUCCUGAAAAAGGAAAAUGAGGAAAGCGAGACAGAAAAAGUUGAACUGCAACAAGAAUUCUUGGAAGCAUUGGCCAAAAUAAAGCAGUUUGAAGUCCAAGCAAAGGAGUUAGAGGAUGAGAUACAAAAGCAAUCAGUGCAGUUUCUAGAAUCUAUGCAGACAAUAAACAAACAAAAAACCGAGAUUAUGAGUCUCGAGAAAGAGGCACGAGCGUUUGAAGAUGCUCUCGAAGCCAUCGCUCUAUCCAAAGUCGAGCAGGAGAAAAGAGCUGUACAAGCAGAGGAGGAAAUCAGCAGGAUUGCAGCUGAAAUGGUGUCAAAGAUUUACGAGAAGGAAAAGCUGGCAAAUAAUGCAAGAGCAGAAGCUAACGCUCUGCUCUGGAACAACAAAGUUCUCGAGGAAUCAUUGGAGAAAGCAAACGAACAACUCAAACUAACAAAGGAUCACUAUGAGAGAGAGCUCUAUCACCUUUCCACCCAAAACAAUCUGAAACUCUUGGAGGAAUCAACCAAAACGCAAACUCUAGAAGACGAAAACACACGAAUAAAAGAGACAUUACUAUCAGAAAUCGAGAAGCUGCAGGCUCAACACAACGAAGCAGCUCAUGGUUCUGAUUCAUUAAAGCUGGAGAAUGACAACCUCAAGAAACAGCUGCACAAAUUGACAAAUGGUCAAGCAGUUAACAUAUAUGAUCUCGACGAGGUACUAACCGAAGUAGCAUCACUGAGAGAAAAGAACAAGCACAUGGAAGAUGAACUCAAGGAAAUGGAAGAGAGAUACUCAGAAAUUAGCCUCAGAUUUGCUGAGGUAGAAAGUGAAAGGCAGCAACUUGUCAUGGUGUUACGAAAUCUGAAGAACGGCAAGAAAAAUUAAUUCAGCAUCAAAUGCAUAAUCAAUGAAUCUGCAGAUUAUCCAAUUCAAGAAGAUCUGCACAAACAAAGAUGGUUUCCUGAGACUAAUCUAGAUUCUGGGCAGAAGUUUUUACAUUGGACUUCUCAGUUGCCAUGUUUAGUUAGUGCCUUCAUUCUCAUUAUACACAGCAAGUAUAAGGCAUACCUUCUCAUUCUUGAUAUGCUUGAGCUCUGUAGUGGGCUUUGCCACCAUAUUUAGACACAAAUGUUUACAAAUGUGAGAUACCCACAUUUUUUAAAAAUGUUUUGCAACCACUACAUAACAAUAUUGUUGAUGUUAUCCAA
Messenger RNA from Ipomoea nil (Japanese morning glory), 2753 nucleotides. RefSeq names its product centrosomal protein of 290 kDa-like. The transcript is spliced from 6 exons. Bases 250 to 2430 code for a protein of 726 amino acids. The record is from RefSeq and is a predicted model, not a curated record. NCBI's taxonomy places the organism in Eukaryota, Viridiplantae, Streptophyta, Magnoliopsida, Solanales, Convolvulaceae.